Molecule: messenger RNA, 1617 nt
Organism: Thalassophryne amazonica
Lineage: Eukaryota; Metazoa; Chordata; Actinopteri; Batrachoidiformes; Batrachoididae
Gene: slc37a4b
Product: solute carrier family 37 member 4b
Exons: 9
Coding region: 203-1555 (450 amino acids)
Biological process (GO): glucose-6-phosphate transport; phosphate ion transmembrane transport
Cellular component (GO): endoplasmic reticulum membrane
Molecular function (GO): glucose 6-phosphate:phosphate antiporter activity
Source: RefSeq, a predicted model, not a curated record
AGAGAUAGUAUCCACUUAAUCAGCACUGCAUCCUGUAGACAUCUGUUUGUUCCUGUUGUUUUACUGAGAACAGUCCAAACAAUAUUACUUGAUGGACUUCUAGAAAGGAUCUGGCGUAGAAGUCAAACCAAUGAAGAACAUCGUCCUUGAGAUUUUUUGACUUUUGAUUCCUCAUUUUUGUGUAGGAAAAACACGUGAAAUCAUGGCAGCCGCGGGCUACGGCUACUACCGCGUCAUCAUCUUCCUGUGCAUGUUCAUCGGCUACUCGCUGUAUUUCUUCAACAGGAAAAUGUUCUCCUUUGCCAUGCCUUCUGUGAUGGAGGAGAUUGCCAUGGACAAAGAUGAUCUGGGUCUGAUCACCAGUAGCCAAACCAUGGCCUAUGCCAUCAGUAAGUUCAUCAGCGGUGUGCUCUCAGACCAGAUUAGCGCCCGAUGGCUUUUCUCCAUCGGCCUGUUCCUGGUUGGAUUGAUUAACGUGGCUUUCUCCUGGUCCUCCACUGUGGGCAUGUUCUCACUGCUCUGGUUCAUCAACGGGCUGGGACAAGGCUGUGGCUGGCCACCGUGUGGAAAGGUGCUGCGCAAGUGGUUUGAACCCUCCCAGUUUGGGACAUGGUGGUCUGUGCUGUCGUGCAGUAUGAACCUGGCUGGGAGUUUGGGUCCGAUCCUGGUCACGGUGCUCCUGCAGUACUAUGACUGGAGAGCCAUCAUGUCCAUGUCUGGGUUUUUCUGUGCGGCCUUCUCGUUUGUUUGUCUGGCGUUUGUAAAGAACGAGCCAAAGGAUGUGGGUCUGCCCAGCAUCGAAGCCGCCACCAAGAAGGGGUCGAAGAAAGGCAACAGUGAGAGCACGCUGAGUGAAUUCCUCCUCUCGCCUUUCCUCUGGGUGCUGUCGUUGGGUUACCUGGUGGUGUUCGGGGUCAAGACUGCAGCCACUGACUGGGGGCAACUCUUCCUGAUGCAGGAGAAAGGCCAGACGGCUCUCAUGGGAAGCUCCUACAUGAGUGCGUUGGAGGUCGGAGGUUUUGCCGGCAGCCUGGCAGCAGGACUCCUCUCAGACAGAGCUGUAGCUCGGAAAGGUUUGGGCACACAUGGUAACCCUCGCCACGGCCUGCUCCUUGUCAUGAUGGCUGGUAUGUACGUGUCCAUGUACCUUUUCAGAGUCACCAUCACACCGGAAAUCCCAAAGGAGGCUCCAUUGUGGUUCCAAGCAAUUCAUCCGGCUUCUAUCCUCACUGGUGUGUCGGAAAAAGAGAUGUGGAUCGUCUUCCUUGGUGCCAUGUUUGGGUUUUCUUCAUAUGGACCAAUUGCCUUGUUUGGUGUAAUAGCCAGUGAAUGUGCGCCUUCAAAUUUUUGUGGAACCUCCCACGCUGUUGUAGCGCUGAUGGCUAAUGUGGGAGCCUUUUUUGCUGGUCUCCCCUUCAGCACGAUUGCCAAACGGUACAGCUGGGACAUGGCUUUCUGGGUAGCUGAGGUGAUAAUGGCCAUCGCCACAGUUUGCUUCUUCCUUGUACGCAACAUGCGCACGAAAAUGGGACGGAUCACUGAAAAAAUGGACUAAUACUUAUUAAAAUGAGUAAACUGUCACUGCCCUUAACCAGUAAGGGUUCACUAUGCACAAAA